Messenger RNA from Vicia faba (fava bean), 462 nucleotides. The record is from the annotation of a GenBank genome assembly. NCBI's taxonomy places the organism in Eukaryota, Viridiplantae, Streptophyta, Magnoliopsida, Fabales, Fabaceae.
AUGUCAUCAAGAUUGGAAUCAGCAAGUCACAAACUCGUCAUCACAAAGGAGAUUUUGGGGUUCUUAAACCUUGGUUGGGUUGCAGGACUUCUACCAUUUCAUCCUGAUUUGCUAGGUUUGGUUCAGCAUUUCCUUCUACUUUUCUUGAUGUGGCCAGACCUUAUUCAGAAAUCCAAAGAUGGAGGAAUUGAUGUCAUUGAGACUUAUGUUUUCUGGAACUUACACGAACCUGUUCGACGCCAGGAUAAGCAGAAUGAGGUCCUUAUGGAAACAUACAGAUCAAUGUUGCAUGAAUUGCAAAAACUUCAGGUGGAAGAAGAGAUGAUUAUGCGCAAGCUUUACGAAGUAAUGUCCGUCCACGGUCUCACUAAACAGAAUGAAGACAACUCCAACGCUUCCAAUAAUAGUGCUGGAGCAGAACAAAUCAAUAAUGAAGUCAAUACAACACAUGAGGAUCAGUAA